Molecule: messenger RNA, 3384 nt
Organism: Pomacea canaliculata
Lineage: Eukaryota; Metazoa; Mollusca; Gastropoda; Architaenioglossa; Ampullariidae
Product: multiple epidermal growth factor-like domains protein 10
Exons: 3
Coding region: 56-3082 (1008 amino acids)
Molecular function (GO): protein binding; scavenger receptor activity
Source: RefSeq, a predicted model, not a curated record
GAUCUGCGACAAAAUAACAGGUAAGUGCUGGCGAAGUGGAUGUCCAAUAGGUUACAUGGGGAUAGCCUGUGACAAAACAUGCUUGGGAUUAGGUCUCUACGGCUAUAACUGUCAAAGUACCUGCGGAAACUGCAAAGAGGGAAUAUCCAGCUGUGACCACGUGACAGGAGAGUGCCUAGGGGGUUGUCAGGUCGGCUGGACCGGCACCCUAUGCAAUCAAACCUGCGAGUUCGGUGUGAGCUAUGGUAUCAACUGCAGCCAGACGUGCGGUGGAUGCGCCAACAAGAACUGCUCCAUUGAGGACGGCCUGUGUUUGCAUGGAUGUGAGUUCGGCUUCCAGGGCCCGAGGUGCACGCCGUGCAGCAACAACACCUACGGAUACCAGUGCAUUCUGGAAUGCGGCCACUGCAAAGCUGGAUCCAGCUGUGACCACGUGACAGGAGAGUGCCUCGAGGGUUGUCAGGCUGGCUGGACCGGCAUCUUUUGCAAUCAAGCCUGCGAGCUCGGCGUAAGCUAUGGUAUCAACUGCAGCCACACGUGCGGUGGAUGCGCCAACAAUAAUUGCUCUAUUGAAGAUGGCUCGUGUUUAGACGGAUGUCGAUUCGGCUUUCAGGGCCGGCUGUGCAAGCCGUGCAGCAAUAAUACUUAUGGCGACCACUGCACCCAGCAGUGCGGACACUGCCAGACGCCCCCGUGCGACCCCACCACAGGAAACUGUCCAAAGAGUUUGUGCCUUAGAGGCUACAUGGGUGACAAAUGCAGCGACUUGUGCGCACCGAUGAGUUACGGCCUAAGGUGUUCGCAGUCUUGUGGCAAGUGCCUUAAUAAUGUCACGUGCGACUCGUUCAACGGCUCAUGCCCGACUGGUUGCCUCCCAGGGUGGAAACCCCCUCUCUGCCAAAAUAAGUGCGACAAGGGUACGUAUGGGAACUGCUCCACCCGGUGCGGUCAAUGCAGGGGCAAAUGUGAUACCGUAACCGGCGUUUGCCCACGAGGCUGUAAGGCUGGCUACAAAAAUAAAAAGUGCACAGAACCCUGCUCCGACGGCAAAUACGGCAGCAACUGCAUGCAGGACUGUGGACAUUGCUACAACAAAGUCCCCUGCAACAAGACGUCAGGGAGUGUCCCAACUCCACUUGUGCUUUUGGGUAUUCGUUCGAUAAUGAUGUUUUGUGUAAAAAGCCUUGCUCAACGCUGGGCUAUUACGGACAGGACUGCAAACAGAUAUGUGGCUUCUGCUUUUACCCCCCGUGUAACGAGCAGACAGGCGUGUGCCGAGAUCAGGGAGGCCCGUGCAAGUCCAAUUGUUGCAGAGCGGAGGGACACUACGGUGCCAACUGCAGCAGUAAGUGUGGAUACUGCAUCAGUAACACCUGUUCUAUCUUCUACGGCGAGUGCUCCACACACUGUCACCCGGGCUAUGCAGGGACCCACUGCAAGGACCACUGUCCUAUGGGAACUUUCGGCGACAACUGCAGCGAAAUCUGCGGGAAGUGCGAAACGGCCUGCGACCACAUUAUGGGUAACUGCAGCGACUGUAAGGCUGGCUACAAAGGGCUGUACUGCAAGGAUAAAUGUGACAACAACACCUAUGGCAAAAACUGUCUUUUCAGCCUGCGGAAACUGUGAAAAGAACGACUCAUGCAACCACGUGACCGGCACUUGCCAAACGUGCCAGCUUGGUUUUCAGCCGCGGAUGUGUCAGAACCAGUGUGACUUAGGGUUCUACGGAUAUAACUGCAACUUACGAUGCGGCCACUGCGUUGAUGGCUUCCGUAACUGCGAUCCUAAAACUGGCCGGUGCACCAAGGGCUGCAAGAGAGGCUAUUGGAAGGACCAGUGUCUGAUCAAGUGCCCCAACGGGACGUUCGGCAAUGAGUGCGCUGACAAGUGCGGACUGUGCGCCUCCGGGCAAGUGUGCAACUUCGACGACGGGAUCUGUCCCAAUGGAUGCCAGAUGGGCUACGUGGGGAGUCAGUGCCGGGCGAGUUGCCCGCCGGGCUUGUACGGCAGCUCCUGCCAAGACCUCUGUGGGGAGUGCGAAGGAGGACAGCACUACUGCCGCCAGUCUGACGGAGAGUGCAUGACUGCCUGCAAGCCAGGGUUUCAGGGCAAAACAUGCAACAUUACCUGCGACGACGGUUUCUACGGGCACCUGUGUCAGAGCACAUGCGGCCAGUGUCAGCAAAGUCUUUGUCGGAAGUCGGAUGGAUGGUGCGAGAACGGGUGCUUGGAGAAUUGGACAGGGCCGACAUGCAGCAUUCCAUGUGGCAGCUCCAGCCCCAACAAAAUGAGCUGUGAAAAAGACAACUGCUCGAUCUGCUUAGCAACUGGAAGCUGCUUGAUACGAGAUGGGCAAUGUCUGCAGGAUUGUGCCCCAGGCAAAAUCUUACCCAACUGCACAGAAAUCUGUCCAGACGGAACGUUUGGCUACAACUGUAGCCGCACCUGCAGCCACUGCAUCAAGGGGAAGAACUCCACGACCUGCCUGCCCACCACUGGCAGCUGCACCUUAGGCUGCAUGCCGGGCUGGAGUGGCCAGCUGUGCAAUGAGGCAUGCCUGAAUGGGUUUUACGGCGAAAAUUGCUCGAAGCAAUGUGGGAACUGCCGUGGCGGUGACCUGGCCUGUAAUAAGGUGGAUGGUGUGUGCACCAGUGGCUGCGAGGAAGACUACCAGGGUGAGAAAUGUGAUCUGCCACCUGAGCCGGUUAACCUGUCAUGUGUGAACUGUUUUGGUGGUCUUAACGCAUGUGCACACGAUACUUUUGUUUGCCAGAGAGGGUGUAUAAAGGGCUGGCUGGGUGACACCUGUAUCACAGAAGACGCAUCCAUCUUUCUUAAAUCCACAUGGGUUGUUCCACACGAUCCUCAGAUGGAGAUCAUAAUUACUGGCACUGUUAUUAUUUUGGUUUUUAUUGCUAGCAUUUGCUCCUUUUACAUCUAUCACACAGCAAUCAGAGAUGUGGGAUUCUUUGAUAAAUAUGAUUUUGGACCAGAUACUCGCCAACGAAGGUCAUUGAAGCAUAGACAGAAAUUCAGACUUGAGAAUCUAGAUAGACCUAAUCUGAAGUCAAAACACUAGUCAGACACUGCAUACUUUUUUUAGUGGUUAUUCCAAAUAUAAAGGAGCACAACUGUACACAGAUCAGCAGAUACCAUCACAUUCACUCCAAUACAGAACAAAGCAAAAAUAUGCAAAACAAGGCCAGAACUUCUUCAUAGAUGUGGAACAGUGGAGAAGAACUUUUCUCUCAUUACUCAUCAGGAUUAACCCUGCCUAGAGCACUGUACAAGGAUAGCUGAGCCCAACCUUUUCUUUACAUUACUUUCUCUAAAACAUCAGGUGCCUUCUACUGCUAGGUGCUGGGCACAUGAACCAUGCAA